CCUCCGUAUAAGUAUAUACGGCAAGCAUGGCUGCGAUUAUUUGCUUCCACUUCCCCCGGACUCCUCCAAACCCAUCAAUGACUCACGGGCAAACGUAUUACAACUGAUUCCACUUGCUAAACGAAAUCCACUGCCAUCCACCCAGGACUCUAACUAGUACAACAACAUCACAACCACAAACCAACACUAACAAACUUAACAAACACCAAACGUAGCAACACGAGGAGCAACAUCAAAAAAACAAGUCCAACAACCAAACCAACCACAACGCCAACAAACCCAACAAUCACCAAAGUAACAACCCAAAAACCACACCAAAAACCACACCAAAAACCACACCAAAACCACCACCGCCAAAGAAUGCCAACCCAACCCCCCAACCCCCCUCCCCACACCCACACCCACACGCACACGCACACCCCCCACCCUCCGACCAUCAUCAAGCCCAGCCCGAUGCGCAACCUCUCCGAGUUCGCCGUCGCCGACACCCCCGGCACCGCCGGCCCCGAAUACCCCGCCGCCACCGACUACCUGCAGAGCCGCUUCGUGCCUGUCAGUGCGAGCCCGUUGCAGAGGGGGGAUAGUAGGAAUAGUGAUAGUGAUGCGGAUGUGGGUGCGGAUGUGGAUGUGGAUGGUGGGCGGGUGAGGUUGUUGAGUGAUGGUGGUGGUGGUGGUGGUGAUGGUGAUGGUUGGGAGGGGGAUGGGGAUGGGGAUGUGGAUGCGGGGGUUGAUAUGCAGAGGGAGAUGGGGAUGGGGAUGGGGAUGGGGGAGGGUUCUGAGGGGAAGGGGGGAGGGGAGGUGGAUGGGGGGGUGGAAGGUGGGACGCGGCGUGUCCGGGUGCGGCGUGGGAGUAUGAGUGUUGUUGGUGGUGAUGGUGGUGGUGGUGGUGGAGGAGGGUUGGGGGUGGGCAGGGUGGCGGUGAGGAGGGUAAGUCCGGGCGGGUUCCACGGACGGGGAAGAGGUGAGGUCACGCUCGGCUCAGGGGAGGCGGAUUUGGAGAGGAAAAAGCAGCAGCACGCGGCGGCCAGGAAACAAGUAAGGGAUGCGAGGAAGAGGGGAGAGGAUGUUGAUGGACGUGAGACGACGGGGCCAAGCGGGCGGCAACCGGGGCCUUAAGCCGACCGAACUGCAUGAUCAUAGGGCGGAGUUAUUCUUGGGAUAUCGGUAUCAACUGGGUAGAGCAUAUCGG
Chaetomium fimeti is the source of this 1189-nucleotide messenger RNA. RefSeq lists its product as uncharacterized. NCBI's taxonomy places the organism in Eukaryota, Fungi, Ascomycota, Sordariomycetes, Sordariales, Chaetomiaceae. The transcript is spliced from 2 exons. Bases 361 to 1116 code for a protein of 251 amino acids. The record is from RefSeq and is a predicted model, not a curated record.